Messenger RNA from Bipolaris oryzae ATCC 44560, 867 nucleotides. RefSeq lists its product as uncharacterized. The transcript has a single exon. The record is from RefSeq and is a predicted model, not a curated record. NCBI's taxonomy places the organism in Eukaryota, Fungi, Ascomycota, Dothideomycetes, Pleosporales, Pleosporaceae. The coding region runs from base 1 to 867 and encodes 288 amino acids.
AUGUGUGCUCUCAAUGUACACACGCUCCCCGACGACAUACUCUACGAACUGCUAAUCAAGUGCCGAGAUCUGAUAUCACUAAAGCGGCUGAUCCUCACCCACCCGGUAAUCUACCGCGCAUUCAACAGCUGCCGACGCCUGAUUCUUAGGGCGGUCUUUAAGAUACAAAGCAUUGUCCGCCUCAAACCCUAUACCAAUGAACACUACCUGGUGAAAGCCGAUAGAUACAUUUCCUGCAUGCUGCCUUGCAAUGCAGUUGACCGCGUCGCCCUGCGCGAGGCCCUCUGGCCUUUGGUCAAGCAGUCAAUGCCAUCCGUGGUCUCCUGCCAGUGGGCUUUAGCUCUUCUCGCUCGCUAUCAUCAAGCCGGGCUCGAACACAACGAACUCAUGUGUGCAAAAGAAGCCGCACGCACCAUGUUAUCCACAUCGUUGCCUAUGCACUUUGCUCAGCGCAUACUCUUCAGAGCCAUCGCCCGAACAUACGCUGCUUCCGACACGCCAGAAGAAGUAGUAGAACUAGACGCAGUCAUCCUACAACAACUCGAUCUGCAGUUGCAGGCUCACAGAAUCUGGGUGAAAGACUUCAUGCACACGUAUCGAAACAUCAGAAACGAUCAGAAAGGUUUGGACCUCCAGCUGAGGUGCUGGCAGUUCUGCCGAGACACACUUGGACCAGGAAACAAAAUUUCCCUAUACUGUGCAGGAAGCCUUGUCUGUAGCUAUCAGCUAAGAGGCGAGCAUGAUAAAGCGUUUGAAUUCUGCCGGUUCGUUUGGGGGUUUCUCAGUCCAUCAACCCCAGGGUAUACCGCUUGGUUGCGAAAGUCGAUGGAUAUGUUUUACAAGGCUAGCCAAAACAAUGAGGCCUGA